AUGGUACCUCUUAUCACUGCACCUCCUAUCACGGUACCUCUUAUCAUGGUACCUCUUAUCAUGGUACCUCUUAUCAUGGUACCUCUUAUCACUGCACCUCUUAUCACGGUACCUCUUAUCAUGGUACCUCUUAUCACCGUACCUCUUAUCAUGGUACCUCUUAUCACUGCACCUCUUAUCACCGUACCUCUUAUCACCGUACCUCUUAUCACGGCACCUCUUAUCACUGUACUUCUUACCACCGUACCUCUUACCACUGUACCUCUUGUUACCGUACCUCUUACCACUGUACCUCUUGUUACCGUACCUCUUACCACUGUACCUCUUGUUACCGUACCUCUUAUCACCGUACCUCUUACCACUGUACCUCUUGUAACCGUACCUCUUAUUACUGUAUCUCUUAUCACCGUACCUCUUAUCACUGUACCUUUCGUUACCGUACCUAUUAUCACUGCACCUCCUAACACCGUGUUUAUUAUUACUGUACCUCUUGUCACUGUACCUCUUACCACCGUACCUAUUAUCUUGGUACCUCUUAUUAUGGUACCUCUUAUUACUGUACCUUUCUUUACCGUACCUCUUAUCACUGCACCUAUUAUCACUGUACCUCCUAACACCGUAUUUAUUAUUACUGUACCUCUUAUCACUGCGGCUUUUAUCACCUGGUGUGGUCCUGGCGAGAGUCGAACGCUCAACAUAGUGAUUAAAAGGCCAGCUGCUCUACCGGCUGGGCUAUACACCAACUGA
This is a messenger RNA of Brugia malayi, 747 nucleotides long. RefSeq lists its product as uncharacterized. Lineage: Eukaryota; Metazoa; Nematoda; Chromadorea; Rhabditida; Onchocercidae. Bases 1 to 747 code for a protein of 248 amino acids. The transcript has 2 exons. The record is from RefSeq and is a predicted model, not a curated record.